AUGGAUUUUGAUGCCUUGGAAGAGGCGGAGGAGCAACUGGAGGACGCUGACUCUGAACUGGAAACGGCCUUUCUGCAGGCUGUUGGGGUAAAAGAUGUGAAGGACCUUCAUGAUCGUGAAACCAUUGAGCUGUGCGGAGCCAAGCUCACCGGACUUCCCUGCCUGAAACUCCAAAAACUUCGGAGGCUUCAGGUGAAACGCUGUGAUUUGCAGCAGCUUCCAUCCUCCUUGGGUCGGAUGUGCAAUUUGAGGCACUUGAACCUGGCGGAGAAUCGCUUGGAAGGUUUGCCAGAGCAGCUGGUGAUGCUGGAGUCCCUUGAAGAACUGGACCUAGCAGACAACAGGUUGCUGCAACUCCCGGACGACAUGAAGCGACUCGAGAAUUUGCAACAGCUGAACGUGAGAAAGAACCUGCUAAGCCGCCUGCCCAGCUUGGGUGAUAGCCUUCUGGAAGUCGAUGCCUCUCAGAAUCGCUUGGACACCUUUCCUGAUCUGGGCCCCCGUAGCCAGCUCCGCACCCUGUGGCUGGGAGGGAACCAGAUUCCAGAGCUCCCUGAGACGGUCAAUUGUCGCUCCCUGGUGGGUCUGCAGUUGGCACAGAACAUGCUGCAGGUGCUGCCGAAGAGUUUGGGCACUCUGCGCCAGCUGCAGCAUCUGGAUCUGUCGGAGAAUUGCCUCAUGACGCUUCCCAAGGAGAUCUUUGAGCAAUUGAAGCAGCUGUGCUCGCUGGAUUUGACAAGCAACCGCAUUUGUGGCCUGGAACCUUUGGGCGUUCUCCCGGACUUACGGAAGUUGGCAGCAUCUGACAAUGCGAUCGAGCGUUUGCCCGAUGACUUUGAUGAAUUCCUGGCCCUGCGGACUCUGGAGCUUGUGGGCAACCCAGUCGUCGCGAAGAUGCAGCUCAGCAAGCAGCACCCAGCAUGGCUGGGCCUGUACCUCCUGCAGUCCGUGGGCUCCUUGCGAGAAUGUCAUUUGGUCGAUGAUGAAUCUCUCAAGGAGCUGCCAGCCAUGGUAGAUGGUGGACGCUUGUGCCUUCAAGGACAAGGAUUGCGUUCGUUGCCACGGUCCAUCUGCUUGGUCAAUUUAGUGCAGCAACUGGACGUCAGCAGCAACCGUCUGACCGAACUCCCUGCAGCCUUGGGAAAGCUGCCGUUGCGAGAGCUUUGCGUGGCGAACAAUCAGCUGAGAGAGUUGCCAAGCAGCUUCAGUGACCUAACGCAGCUCCAACAGAUUGAUGCUUCGAACAAUCAACUGCAACAGCUUCCUGAAGAUCUGACACCUUUGGGUGAGAACCUGGUGAACAUACAGCUGGCUCAGAAUCGUUUGCUGAAGCUGCCAGACAGUUUCUGCUCCUUGGCUCGGCUUCGACGAGCAGAUUUGACCCAGAAUCGGUUGGUGACACUUCCACGGAACAUUGGAAAGCUCUUGCAACUUGAAUGGCUGGGCCUCGGCCGUAGCGAUCUGGUGGAGCUGCCCCGGAGCUUCCGGAGAUUACAGCGCCUGACGCAGCUGCACCUUGCAGGAACUCCAUUGGCGUCCACCCUUUUGCAAGUUGAAGAUCUGCCCGAGCAGCGGAUCCUUUGGGAAAUGAAUCAGUGGGGAAAAUUGGCAGUCAUCAAUAUCCACGCACAGCAGCAAGGGAAAAUACCGGAAACUCUGGUGAAAUGGCGAUGGGCGACGUUGCCGCCAGCACGCGAUGGGAACGCUGAUGUGCACCAGUCGCAGUCAGGCUAUGAGACAAAGAAGCCAAAGGCACGAGAGAAAGUACAAGCUUCUGAAGGCCUGGUAGCAGAUGUAGCAGAAGUGGUCCAGGCACUUCGCCAUCGCCUGGAUGAGACGGAGCGUGGCCAAAUGCAGCAGCUCAUGCGGCACCUGUUUCGAGAGUGGCACCCUGACAAACGUCAUGAUGAUGAGAAGGUGCUGGCAACCCGUGUCUUCCAAUGGUUGCAAGAGGUAAAAGUCCACUACCUCCACUGA
This is a messenger RNA of Cladocopium goreaui, 1977 nucleotides long. The record is from the annotation of a GenBank genome assembly. Lineage: Eukaryota; Dinophyceae; Suessiales; Symbiodiniaceae.